AUGCCGAGCUAUGCAAAAUUCCUCAAGGAUAUUUUGGCUAAUAAAAGAAAUAUUGGGGAAAAUGAAAUAGUUGCAUUAACAUAUGAAUGUAGUGCACUGUUUCAAAAAGAUAUCCUCACCAAAAUGAAGGAUCCUGGGAGUUUUACAUUGCCUUGCUCAAUAGGAGGGAAGAAGGUCGGGAACGCGCUGUGCAAUUUAGGGGCGAGCAUAAAUCUAAUGCCCUUAUUGAUCUUUAAGAAGUUGGAUAUCGGCAACGCAAGACCAACCACGAUUACACUACAGUUGGCCGAUAGAUCAAUAAUGCAUCCUAAGGGCAAAAUAGACGAUGUACUCGUGCAAGUGGAUAAGUUUAUCUUCACGGCGGACUUUAUCAUAUUGGAUCACGAAGCUAACAGAGAAGUGCCUAUCAUCUUGGUUUGCCCAUUUCUUGCAACAGGGCGAGCGCUGAUCGACGUACAAAAAGGAGAACUCACCAUCAGGGUUGAUGAUCAGCAAGUGAAGUUCAACAUUCUCAAUGCGUUGAAAUACCCAAGUGAUAUGGAGAAUUGCCAAUGUGUGGAGUAA
This is a messenger RNA of Benincasa hispida (wax gourd), 564 nucleotides long. RefSeq lists its product as uncharacterized. Lineage: Eukaryota; Viridiplantae; Streptophyta; Magnoliopsida; Cucurbitales; Cucurbitaceae. The record is from RefSeq and is a predicted model, not a curated record.